Dromaius novaehollandiae (emu) is the source of this 2465-nucleotide messenger RNA. RefSeq names its product solute carrier family 5 member 6 (gene SLC5A6). The record is from RefSeq and is a predicted model, not a curated record. The transcript is spliced from 16 exons. Gene Ontology annotation, cellular component: membrane. Gene Ontology annotation, molecular function: sodium-dependent multivitamin transmembrane transporter activity. The coding region runs from base 254 to 2155 and encodes 633 amino acids. Gene Ontology annotation, biological process: pantothenate transmembrane transport; biotin transport; sodium ion transport. NCBI's taxonomy places the organism in Eukaryota, Metazoa, Chordata, Aves, Casuariiformes, Dromaiidae.
GUCAUCAGGGCGCGCGGGGUAGGGGCGGAAGUGCCGCGGCCGCCCGUCCUGACGCCAUCGGGGCGCGCGGCGGCUGUCAGGGCGGCACGUGGGUCGGGCGCCGCCGCACCGCUCGCCGCGGCUUCCCGGUCGGAGCUUCGCCGAGAUGCCGCCUCGCGCCCGCCGCCGGGGCCCCGCGCGCCCAUGAGCCGGGGCGGGAGCGUGCCGGGCGGGGGGCCUGGGGGGAGCGGGUCCGUGGGGGGACGCGCUCGCCAUGGAGUUCACGGCGGUCGACUACGCCAUCUUCGCGCUGCUGCUGGUGCUGUCGCUGGCCAUCGGGCUGUUCUACGCGCUGAGCGGCGGCCGGCAGCGCACGGUGCGGGAGUUCCUCCUGGCCAACCGCAGCAUGGGCUUCCUGCCCGUGGCCCUCUCGCUGCUGGCCACCUUCCAGUCGGCCGUGGCCAUCCUGGGCGUGCCGGCCGAGAUCUACCGCUUCGGCACCGAGUACUGGUUCCUCGGCUGCUCCUACUUCCUGGGGCUGCUCAUCCCGGCGCACGUCUUCAUCCCCGUCUUCUACCGCCUGCAGCUCACCAGCGCCUACGAGUACCUGGAGCUGCGCUUCAACAAGGCCGUGCGCAUCUGCGGCACCGUCACCUUCAUCUUCCAGAUGGUCGUCUACAUGGGGGUGGUGCUCUACGCGCCGGCGCUGGCCCUCAACGCAGUGACGGGCUUUGACCUCUGGAGCGCGGUGCUCGCCAUAGGGCUGGUCUGCACGCUGUACACCACGCUGGGCGGGCUGAAGGCCGUCAUCUGGACCGACGUCUUCCAGACGCUGGUGAUGUUCGCGGGGCAGCUGGCCGUGAUCGCCGUGGGCGCCCAGCGGGUGGGCGGCAUCGCCCGCGUCUGGCGCGUGGCGGACGAGGAGGGCAAGAUCUCCGGCGUCGACCUCAACCCGGACCCCUACGAGCGCCACACCUUCUGGACGCUGGCCUUCGGGGGGGUCUUCAUGAUGCUGUCGCUGUACGGGGUGAACCAGGCGCAGGUGCAGCGGUACCUGAGCUCCCGCAGCGAGAAGGAGGCCGUGCUCUCCUGCUACGCCGUCUUCCCCUGCCAGCAGAUCGUGCUCUGCCUCAGCUGCCUCACCGGCCUCGUCAUGUUCGUCUACGACCGCGAGCGCCCGCUGGCCCCCGCCCAGGGCCAGGUCUCCUCCGACCAGAUGGUGCUCUACUUCGUCAUGGACGUGCUGCAGGACCUGCCCGGGCUGCCGGGCCUCUUCGUGGCCUGCCUCUUCAGCGGGUCGCUGAGCACCAUCUCCUCCGCCUUCAACUCGCUGGCCACGGUCACCAUGGAGGACCUGGUGCGGCCCUACUUCCCCGGGCUCUCCGAGUCGCGGGCCACGCUGCUCUCCAAGCUGCUGGCGCUGGCCUACGGGCUGCUCUGCCUGGGCAUGGCCUACGUGUCCUCCAUGAUGGGCCCCGUGCUGCAGGCGGCCAUCAGCAUCUUCGGCAUGGUGGGCGGCCCGCUGCUGGGCCUCUUCUGCCUCGGCAUGUUCUUCCCCUGCGCCAACCCCACGGGCGCCAUCGUGGGGCUGGCGGCCGGCCUGGCCAUGGCCUUCUGGGUGGGCAUCGGCAGCCUGGCGCAGAGCACGCGGGCGGCCGGGGGGGCCGCGACCCCCAACGGCACCGCCGUCCCCACCGCCGCCAACCUCACCGCCAGCCUGGCCACCGCCCUGCUCGCCUCCACGCCGGCCCCGCGGAGCCCCGGCGGCCUGCAGAAGUUCUACAGCCUGUCGUACAUGUGGUACAGCGGCCACAACUCCGCCACCGUCAUCCUCGUGGGGCUCCUCGUCAGCCUGCUCACCCGUCCCACGCCGGGGGAGGCCGUGGACCCCCGCACCAUCUACCCCGUGCUACCUCGCCUCUUCUGCUGCCUGCCCCAGAAGUACCGGGAGAAACUGUGCUGCGGCGUGAGCUUCCCUGCCCAGGGGGCUGAGGAGGCCGCGGCGCCCGCGGACCCCGUGGAGAAGAGCAGCAACGGGCUGCCCAACGGCCCCGCCGGCACCACGGCCCCCGCGGGGGUCCGCCGGCCCGAGGAGGAGGAGGAGGAGGAGGAAGGGCAGGGCUACAUCCGCGCCACGGGGGCUCCCGCCUACGCCGUGCAGGAGACGGCGUUCUGAGCCCCCCCCUCCCGCCCGCCCGGCCGGGCUGCGGGUCCUGGACCGGGAAGCACCAGACGCCGGGUGAGGGGCUGGUCCCUGCCCCGGCCCCCCCGGCCCCGCCGCGGCCCCGAGGCUGCGCUGAGCGCAGUGCCACGCCGGCGGGUGCCCCCGGCCCCUUCCCCCCCCCCCCGGCUGCCCCGGGCCCUGGGACCACAGCUGGGGGCGAGCCCGAGCGGCCCCCCCGGCCCCGUGCCUUACCGCCGGGGCUGCGGCCGGCCCCCUCCCCGCGGCGCCCCUCCGUUCCCCCCCAAUAAACCGUUCCUGCGCA